AUCCUGGCAGUUGUUAAAUUCAUGCGCACGUGGUCAACACUUCCCAGUUCUCGUUUGUCUUGAUAGCUAACUAGCUAAAAUUGUUGCUGAGCUGACAAAUACUUCCGUGGCAACAAAAUUGUCCAUCCUCACCAUCUCCGCUGUCGGUUCUGUUUUCUUUUGUAAGCUAGCUAGCUUUAGCUACAUUUUUGUUGUGGAUAUUUUUAGCAAUCUACUUGGAUAUUUAUUGUUGUAAACAAUCGAAUUUGAAAGGUCUGCCAUCUUCACAAGGCAUCUCUGUGUUUGAUAAUAACUACACCAAACUCAGGAUGACGACCAACGCUCAGCAGGUGAAGAGUUGCCCCAUCCCUACACGGGUUCUCACCCUGAAAGACUGGUCUCAGCUCCCCGACUGCUACAGCCAGACCCCCGGGGGUACUCUCUUCUCCACUACGCCCGGAGGAACACGCAUCAUCUAUGACAGGAAAUUCCUGCUGGACUGUCGGAACUCCCCCAUCGCCCGCACCCCACCCUGUUGCCUGCCCCAGAUCCCCGGGGUGACGGUGCCAGCUCACCACCCCCUGGGCAAACUGCAGGAACUCAAAGAGGAGCUGGAGGAGGAGAAGGACCUGGCAGAUGACAGCCAGUUUGAGAUGGACAUCUGAGUACCAGCUCAUUGCCUCCUGUGGAGAGAGCCAUCUUCUGUUCUGACGUAGCUGAUUGGUCUGCUGAGACCGGCAUGCGUCACAUACUCACCUUUUUCAACUUCCUUUUCUAAAAAUGUUUUUUUGUUGUUGAUGAAAACCAAAAAAUGAGAAGAUAAUGGGGGGGACAGGGAGGGGGGGAGGGAUGUUGAUCUCCCAAGUUUUCUAUAAGUGUAUAAAGCACCAGUGUGUCGUUGUGCACGGUAUGCUUCAAUGGUUGCAGAGGGGAGUCGGAGCAGGAAGGUUGGAAGAAGUGACGUUUGCUUUUGUACGUUUGUACUGUUUUUGAUUUGUACAUAAGAGUACGGUACUUUGUAUUUUUUAAUGGGGAGGGGCGGGGUGUAAGACGAUUUACAUGAAACAUACAGGGACGGCUGGGUUGUUCAAGACUGCAGAUUUGCUGCGUCUUUUUUUCUUUUGUUUUUUUUAAAACGAUACGACUCCAUUUCGGAGAGGCCGCUGGGACUAAGGUGUCACCCUGCAAUGAGAGGUUAAAUGUCGGAGGCCGUGGGAAACCGUUGCACGGGUUCUCCAUGUGUUCGUCUUUGGAGGAGAAACUGAAAUGUGUCAAAGUUCACAAAAAUAAAUAAAAAAAAUAACUUACAUUU
This is a messenger RNA of Esox lucius (northern pike), 1291 nucleotides long. RefSeq names its product eukaryotic translation initiation factor 4E binding protein 3, like (gene eif4ebp3l). The coding region runs from base 309 to 644 and encodes 111 amino acids. The transcript has 3 exons. Lineage: Eukaryota; Metazoa; Chordata; Actinopteri; Esociformes; Esocidae. Gene Ontology annotation, cellular component: cytoplasm. The record is from RefSeq and is a predicted model, not a curated record. Gene Ontology annotation, molecular function: eukaryotic initiation factor 4E binding. Gene Ontology annotation, biological process: negative regulation of translational initiation.